Messenger RNA from Gasterosteus aculeatus aculeatus (three-spined stickleback), 1139 nucleotides. Its product is annotated as zinc finger protein 706. The record is from RefSeq and is a predicted model, not a curated record. NCBI's taxonomy places the organism in Eukaryota, Metazoa, Chordata, Actinopteri, Perciformes, Gasterosteidae.
GCGGCGCUGCUCGACUCUGCAGCACAUUUUAACUGGACGCGACGCCUAAAACGCUUCUUUGACGUUUCACUGGUUUAAAAAAAAAAUACACCGACAAUAGAGCAAAGAGUCCAAGCUCGAAGUUCAAAGUUGAGGGCCAUGGCUCGUGGGCAGCAGAAGAUUCAGUCUCAGCAGAAGAACGCAAAGAAGGCAGCGGAGAAGAAGAAGGGCACGGCUGCUGACCAGAAGACUGCAGCCAAGGCGGCGCUGGUCCACACCUGUCCGGUCUGCAGGACACAAAUGCCCGACCCCAAAACCUUCAAGCAGCACUUUGAGAGCAAACACCCCAAGUCCCCGAUGCCCCCUGAGCUGGCUGAUGUUCAGGCAUGAAGAACAAGCGCGGACUGGACCUGAUAAACACCGACCACGGACUAAACCUGAAAGAUGACGACUGGCACCCGUCGGCGUUCAUGGACGUGCUGUGUAAGAGAACAUCAAUGACGGGGCACCUAGUACACCAGCACCCCAUUUUUUAUAUUUAUUAUGUACAACUACCUUGCUAUUCCACAUGGGGGAGGGGACCUGCCUGAAAAAGGACAACUAUUUUUGAAUAUGUGGUCAACUAGAGAUAGAUUUCACAUUUAAAACCAACUUUAUACAAACGAUGACUAAAGUGUGCGCACAUAGUUCUGUUUGUCGAUCUAUUUAAUGAGUGCAUAUCCUGCAUUGGACAGACAUGUUGUGUAAUGUUACAAGUCGUGAGAUAUUUAAUGUUUAGUUUGCUAACGUUCUGGAUGGCCGGGGCAAAAUGUCACUUAUAUAACCAAAAUGUGCAUGCAUAUCUUUGAUAACGUUGGCUGUAAAAGGGUUUGACAAGGGACUCAACAGCCGAGUGAUCACUUUCACUUGUAGAGGUAAUCAUCAGGGCAAACCCUCUAUAGAAAAAUACCAUCCAAAAAGACUCGACAGCUUUGCAGGUGUGCAUCAGUACCUCACGUUAAAGAAACCCCAAAUGAUUCUAAAUCAUCCUUCAAUGAAACUGAAGACUUGGUUUUUAGUUAUUGGCCCUGAUGAUUAAUCCCCUUUUCGGUCACUUGCAGAUAAACACAUUUGCUGUUUUUUUUUUAAACCAUUUUCAAUAAAUGAAACAAUGUAUAUUA